Messenger RNA from Nerophis ophidion (straightnose pipefish), 4887 nucleotides. Its product is annotated as cyclin-dependent kinase 5 activator 1-like. Gene Ontology annotation, biological process: activation of protein kinase activity; brain development; positive regulation of cyclin-dependent protein serine/threonine kinase activity. NCBI's taxonomy places the organism in Eukaryota, Metazoa, Chordata, Actinopteri, Syngnathiformes, Syngnathidae. Gene Ontology annotation, cellular component: protein kinase 5 complex; cytoplasm. Gene Ontology annotation, molecular function: cyclin-dependent protein serine/threonine kinase activator activity; protein kinase binding. Bases 504 to 1502 code for a protein of 332 amino acids. The record is from RefSeq and is a predicted model, not a curated record. The transcript is spliced from 3 exons.
CCUCUCUCUCCUCUUUCUCGCAGCUUUGCGUCGCCAAGUGUAUAAGCCCCCCUGGUCUCUAUUUUUGGAAGGCCAGUGGCCAUUUUUCUCCCGCUUUUCUUUGUGUUUUGUACAUUUUUUAUUAUUAUUAUUUUGACCGCGAUGUGAGCAUCCCCGCAAUUGCGUAGGUAUAGAUGUUUAGGUUUUUUUGGAAUGGAAGAUUCCUUCCUGCUGCACGCCUCGCCUUUCCCGACCGCGUUUCAAUCCCCCCUGAAACCCGUUUUUGAGAUGAAGAUCGGGAGGAAGCUUUAGCCCGCAGCCGGGUGGAGGGGAGGGGUGGGGGGGAGGAUCCGGAUUGCGUUCGGGGCCUGUACACGGACCCGAGCUGCGUGGAAAACCGAUUUGACCGCGUUUUCCUUCUCUGCGAUGCACGGACCCUGCAAGGAGAGCUGAUUAGUUGCCAGAUUCACAGAUUUCCCUCUCGCUGUUCCUGACCAACGCGGCGCCGACCCUCGCCAGGCAUCAUGGGUACCGUGCUGUCCCUCUCCCCCAGCUACCGCAAGGCCGCCCUGUUCGAGGACGGCCCGGCCACAGUUGGCCACUACACGGCCGUGCAGAACAGCAAGAACUCGAAGGACGCCGCCGCCGCCGCCAAGUCCCUCAAGCGUCCCUCCAUCAUCAGCGUGCUGCCAUGGAAACGCAUCGUGGCCGUGUCGGCGAAGAGGAAGGGCUCCAAGAAGCUGCAGUCCGACGGCGGCGACGGCGGGAAAGGAUGCUCUCCAGACGAGGACGCUGUGGUGGUCUCUGAGUCCAACAGCUUGAAGCUGAAGAAGUCCCAGUCCUGCGCCAACCUCUCCUCUUACGCUUCCGGCCAAGAUCCCUCGGCCAUCACCACGACUACCUCUUCCCACCUGCCCACCUCCAAGACCCUGAUCAAUGUAGCUACAGUAGCUGCCAAAAAGAAUUCCCUAACAGGAUGUGGGAUCCAGACUUCGACUGCGGUCGGCACACCAAAGCGUGUCAUUGUCCAGGCCUCUACCAGCGAACUGAUGCGCAGCCUGGGCGAAUUCCUGUGCCGCCGCUGCUACCGACUGAAGCGUCUCUCUCCCACCGACCCGGUCCUGUGGCUGCGCAGCGUGGACCGUUCCCUCCUCCUUCAGGGCUGGCAGGACCAGGGCUUCAUCACCCCCGCCAACGUGGUCUUCCUCUACAUGCUGUGCCGCGACGUGGUCUCCUCCGAGGUAGCCUCGGAGCGCGAGCUGCAGGCCUCGCUGCUCACAUGCCUCUACCUGUCCUAUUCCUACAUGGGCAACGAGAUCUCCUACCCGCUCAAGCCCUUCUUGGUCGAGGCUGAGAAGGAGGCCUUCUGGGACCGCUGCCUGGAGAUCAUCAACCGCAUGAGCGGCAAGAUGCUCCAGAUCAACACCGACCCGCACUUCUUCACCCAGGUGUUUGCCGACCUGAAGAAUGAGAGCAAGAAAGAAGAGGAGAAGACCAAACUCUUUAUAGGCCUUGAUCGGUAAAACCAAGUGGGAGGAAGAAGAUCGAGGGUGUUAAUAUGUCCGGACUACUUUGAAACAGUGGUGUUGUCUGGCGUCUCUAAUGUGUUAUGCUUCUGACAUAAUGGCGGAACUUGUUAUUAACACGUUUGACAAAAAAAGAUCAAACAUUAUCUGCUAAGUGGAUUUAAUUAGUCUGUGAAGACUACUGUGCUCGGCACAGGUAAGAUCGUACACCGACUCGGUCAGGGGUGUCCAGAUUUUUCCGUCAACUGAUACGUUUUGUACAUAAACGAUGCUAAAACCAACCUGAACAAGGGACUCAUAAUACCAAGAUUCUCAGUCAUCCAGAGUAACAGUAGUCCCAAAAGUUGAAUCUGGAGAAAAACGCGCCAUCUACUUGUGUCCUCUUUGAAUCGAAGAGUGCCCGCGAACGACUCGUUUCUCCAACAACGCCCCGUUUGUGACCUCACUUGCCUUGGACAUAAACACUGGUACCUCGACUUAAGUUUGUUUCUGAGAUAAGAGCUGUCUCUCAGCUAAUUGCUACGCUUUAAAUUGCAAGUUAAAACUUGAGUUACAAGCCUCCCCACCAACCCAGCAGGCUCAAGACAUUGAUACGACGUUGAUUAUACGUACAUGUCCUUUCAAACUGACUGUGAAACAACGUUGCAAAAUAGUUGCAUCCGUAUAUUAAGACGACAUUGAUGUCCAACGUUGGGUCCACGUUGUUGGUUGGGAAAUAACCAAAAUCCAAUGGUCAAAUCAAUAUCACAACCUGACGUUGAAUAAACGUCCCCAAAAAGCAUGUUUUUUUACAACGUUUCAUUUGUGUUGUAGAAUUUCGGUUGGUAAAAUUACCAAAAUUCAACGAUCAAAUAAACGUCAGAGCCCAACAUUGAUUAAACGUUAUCAAAAAGCAUGUUUUUUCAACGUUUCAUUUGUUGAAUAGAAUUUUGGUUGGUAAAAUUACCAAAAUUCAACGGUCAAAUCAACAUCAAAUCCCAACAUUGAUAAAACGCUGUAUUUGUGUUGUAGAACUUUGGUUUGUAAAAUGACAAAAAUUCAACGGUCAUAUCAACGUCAGAACACAACAUUGAUGAAUCGUCGCCAAAAAGCAUGUUGUUUCAACGUUGUAUUCGUGUUGUAGAUUUUUUGUUUGGUAAAACGACCAAAAUCCAACGGUCAAAUCAAUGCCAGAGCCCAACAUUGAUUUAACAUCAUCAAAAGGCAUGUUGUUUCAACGUUGUAUUUGUGUUGUAGAACUUUGGUUGGUAAAAUGACCUAAAAUUCAACGGUCACAUCCUCAUCAGACCUCAACAUUGAUUAAACGUUGUAUUUGUUUUGUACAACUUUGGUUGGUAAAAUGACCAAAAUUCAAAGGUCAAAUCUACGUCAGAACACAACAUUGAUGAAUCGUCGCCAAAAAGCAUGUUGUUUCAACGUUGUAUUCGUGUUGUAGAAUUUUGGUUGGUAAAAUGACUAAAAUCCAACGGUCAAAUCAACGUCAGAACCCAACAUUGAUUUAAAAUCAUCAAAAAGCAUGUUGUUUCAACGUUGUAUUUGUGUUGCAUAACUUUGGCUGGUAAAAUGACCAAAAUUCAACGGUCAAAUCAACGUUAGAACACAACAUUGAUGAAAUGUCGCCAAAAAUUAUGUAGUUUCAACGUUGUAUUCGUGUUGUAGAAUUUUGGUUGGUAAAACGACCAAAAUUCAAUGGUCACAUCAACGUCAGAACCCAACAUUGAUGAAAUGUUGGCAAAAAGCAUGUUGUUUCAACGUUAUGUUUGAGUUGCUCAACAAAAUGACCUAAUUUAACAAGUUCUCAACGUUGUUUCAAUGUCUUGUUCCUGCUGGGAUUAGUUGGCAUAGCGAAUGCCAAAGCGUAGCCCGUAAGAUCUGCCCAAAACGUCUGGUCUUACUCACUCGCAUUAGCCCAUAGCUAGAUAUGGACAUAACUUCAAUUCCAACCAUUGGAACAAAGAAAGUGAGAGCAGAAGAAGUGGAUGAAAUACAUUUGGUCGAAUAAAUAAAUAAUCGAAAACAUGACAGAGCGUGUUUCGAGCCAAGAGUGGUAAGAUGGUAAAAUAUUAUCUAAUUAGUGGACUGUAGAGGUCACCCUCUAGUGGGUUCUUCAGACCACCACAGACAGAUUCUACUUCAAUGGUGAAAAGUCUUUUGCUUUUCAGCACGGUGUCUUUUCUGCGUAACAAGGCCCACCUGGGCCAUCUACACACCUGCGGCUGUCUUAGAGGCCACGCCCCCACUCCACAUGGACAUUCAUCCAUGAAAAUAUGGAGAAGCUACAAGUAAAAGGUCAAUUCUGGAGAAUAUUCUUACAUUUCUUCAUACAACUAUUGUAGUUGUUCUUAGUACAUUCUAUUAUUCGUGUAUAGUUUUUCCGAUUCCAUUGAUUUCAAUUCACUCCAAUGGGUAACAUUUAUUUGAGAUACAAGUGUUUUGAGUUAAGAGCAAUUCAGUUUUUAAGUUGAGGCACUACUGUAUUGGGAAUCUCGUCUCUUCGUCUUCAACAAACAAGACGAGUCCAGUGCCUCGAUUCAACCGUAAUCUCAUUAGUAACAGAUUUUACUUUAGAAAUAUUUCGAGGGCCAAUAAAAGGAGGGCUCCGGGUUGAUAACGCACUUUGGACACCCCUGUACUGUUGCAUUUUUUCUGGCCCAAUUUGGCGCCAACAAAGACUUCACAGGCUGCGUUGUUUCAGUGAGCUCAGAACGUGAUCGUGUUGACGCAGCCGGGAUUUUUGUGACUGAACGAUUAGAAACACCAGACAACACGCGGUUGUACAAGUCCAGCCGAGUAGUCCACGUAAUCGUGGAGUCCCAGGAUACCACGUUGCAUGAGGUUCACUUCAUGAGUCACCACACAUGGCCGCCUGCUUAUUGCCAACUCCACUUCACCUUAGUCCUAUUCUCAUUUUUGAAGUCGAUUGCACUCAUCAACACUGAAGCCCACUGUUGACGCUUAUAAAGCUUAUGAUCCAAAACAACAAGUUAGAUUUAGUAAUAGUAGUCGGCUUAUUUUUAAGGCGUUCUUAUUUGGUAGGAGUCGAAGCUGCUUGGAGUUUCUACAGCAUAAGAGCACAUGUUACAGUGGAAGCAGUUUAAGUCUGUGCCGUUUAUGCCGAAAGCCCGUCUGUGUGGUCCUGGUCCACAGUUUUUCCUGUUAGUAAGGUUGCAGCUAUAGAUCUAUUGAUUGAUUUGCUUGAUUAUUCGAGUAAUUCCAUUAAACACACUGUAUCCUCAAUAAGAAAAAAUAUUUUGAAUCAGGGGACCCCAAACUACGGCCCUCCACCAGCGUCCAAAAUCCGGCCGGCUGGAAACAUUUUUUUUACAAUUUUAAAUUGUUAUUUUUUUCAAAUUGUAAUUUUCAAAAUCUCUCCUUUUAUAGC